This is a messenger RNA of Humulus lupulus (European hop), 486 nucleotides long. RefSeq lists its product as uncharacterized. The record is from RefSeq and is a predicted model, not a curated record. The transcript is spliced from 3 exons. The coding region runs from base 1 to 486 and encodes 161 amino acids. NCBI's taxonomy places the organism in Eukaryota, Viridiplantae, Streptophyta, Magnoliopsida, Rosales, Cannabaceae.
AUGUUCCACCUGUUAAGCAACUUGAAAACAACCUACAAGAAACAUGCGAAGGAAUACAAUGUACCUUUCUUUACUGCAGCAACUGCGUACACAGAAAAGAAACUUGAAUAUCAUAUGAAGGAACUUGACUACUUGGAUAAGAGAAUAAUACCUUAUUUGCAGAAAACUGGAUAUCAUAGAUGGUCAAGAUUCUACUCCAAAAACAAAAGGUACUCAGUAAUGACUUCCAAUAUUGCUGAGUCACUUAAUGUAGCCACUAUGGCAGCUCGAGAAGUACUUGUCACAACACUUUUGGAGUGUUUGUGUGGAUUACUCCAAGAUUGGACAUACACUAAUAGGGAACUAGCUAAAAAAACAAUGACAAGAUUAACACUAGCUGCAGAACAAGCACUCACCAACGACUUCGUAUACUCUUUGAGAUUAAAUGUAAAGCCAGCAAAUCAAUAUCCGUUUGAGGAGACUUCUUUCAAAGUUCAUGUUGACUAG